Messenger RNA from Protobothrops mucrosquamatus (brown spotted pit viper), 374 nucleotides. RefSeq names its product COMM domain containing 9 (gene COMMD9). The record is from RefSeq and is a predicted model, not a curated record. NCBI's taxonomy places the organism in Eukaryota, Metazoa, Chordata, Lepidosauria, Squamata, Viperidae. The coding region runs from base 15 to 374 and encodes 119 amino acids. The transcript is spliced from 4 exons.
AUGGGAAGGGGAAUAUGGCCGCAUUGGAUAGGGAAGUGUUUGCCUCGCUUCAGUUCUUACUGAAAGCUCCUUCAAAGAAUGUUGUUCGGCAGUUAUGCCAAGAGUGCUUUUCUAGUUCAGGAAUUAUCUCCGAAAAACUCACUGAAAGUACCUGUUCCAAUCUCUCAGUAACUCCCAAUGAAGCAAAUCAGUUAAUCCAGUCUUUGCAUAACCUUACAAGGCACAUUGUUUACCAUGGCCUAACGUUGCAAGAAGAAAUUCUCUGUCUCUUUCCAGAAGGAUUUCAUCAGAAUCUUAAAAAUCUUGUAACCAAGAUAAUCCUGGAAAAUAUUUCUGCCUGGAGAAAUGAAGCACAAGCCAGUCAAAGUGAGUAG